AUGAAAAAUUUUACCCAUAGUGCAAUUAUAUUUGAUCGCCCAUGGCCAAUCGAUAAAAUAAUUCGCAUAUUUAUUUUAUCAAUUAUUAUGUGUGUAACAUUAAUUGGUAAUAGUUAUAUUAUAUUCGAAUUAUUUUGUCGUCGUCGACAACAUCGUACACGAUUACAUGUAUUUAUUCUUAAUUUGGCUAUUGGUGAUUUAGCAGUAUGUCUUUGUACAAUGACAUCAGAAUUAUUUCUUUUAAUUUUUGAUCAAGAAUGGAUUUUAGGAAAUAUUGCUUGUAAAUUAACACUUUACAUCCAAGUUAUUACACUUGCUUCUACAACAUUUAUUAAUGUCGCAAUGACCUAUGAUAGAUAUGAAGCAAUUUGUUGUCCAUUUCGAUCGUGUACUGCUCUUCGACGUAUACGUCGUAUUAUAAUCGUAUGUUGGUUAAGUUCAUUAAUUAUAGCAAUUCCACAAUUAUUUAUAUUUGAACAAAGUUUAAUGGAAUAUAGUUUAACACAAUAUCGUUGUACUAGUACAGGUUAUACAGCUGAAUGGCAACGUCGAGUUUAUUUUACAAUAUUUGCUUGUUAUGUUCUUGUUAUUCCGGCUAUUUGUAUGACAAUAUGGUAUAUGAAAAUAAUACAUGUUGUCGCAUCAUCAACAAAAGUUUGGAUAAAAAAAAUUCGUGGUCCAACAACAACAUAUCUUUCAUCGCUUGCAACAUCUCCAACUAAAAUUAAAACAGUUAAAUUAGCUAUGACUAUUAUUAUUGUAUUUGUUGUUUGUUGGACACCUUAUAUAGUCGUAACUUUAGUUGAAGUUUAUUCGAAUCGUCGUUUACGAAUACCAACAUGGCUUGAAGGAGUUUUACAAACAAUAUGCUUAGCACAAAGUGGUCUUAAUCCAUUUAUAUAUAUAACAUUUAAUCAUAGACGAAAACAUGCACCGACAGUAGUUCUUGCUUCAGCACAUUUAGCAUCAUUAAAAUCACAAAAUCGAAAACAAAGAGCUGAAUCAACAGUAUCUACUUCUAUUGCCGAAGCCGCAUUUAGAAUAAAAGAAUAUCAAUCAUCACCAAAAAAUUAA
Adineta steineri is the source of this 1074-nucleotide messenger RNA. NCBI's taxonomy places the organism in Eukaryota, Metazoa, Rotifera, Eurotatoria, Adinetida, Adinetidae. The record is from the annotation of a GenBank genome assembly.